Messenger RNA from Notechis scutatus (mainland tiger snake), 1383 nucleotides. RefSeq names its product CD2 molecule (gene CD2). The record is from RefSeq and is a predicted model, not a curated record. Gene Ontology annotation, cellular component: membrane. Lineage: Eukaryota; Metazoa; Chordata; Lepidosauria; Squamata; Elapidae.
UGUCAGAUACUGCAGAUGGUAUCAUAUGCUCCCUUGUCUCUCUUGAUAAAUACAGCCUUAAACAUGAACUUGGACAAGCCAUUUCUAAUUAAAUUCCUAAUGAUCUUGUUCAGCUUGGAAGGUCCUGUGUCCAUGAAUGACAAGAUUCACGGUGGUUCAGUGUCCAUGAAUGACAAGAUUCACGGUCGUACAGGAAACCAAAUUAUUCUUUCUGCACCCAAACACAGUACCAAACCAUUUUAUUUAAUAUGGACUAAGAACUCUACAUUUAUUGCAGAUUAUUCAGAUAAUAGUAUUACAUUAUCAACAAAACAACCAGAACCAAACAAAUACUACUUAUUUCUUAAUGGAAGUCUGAAAAUAAAUAGAUUGAGGAAAAUGGAUGCUGGAAAUUAUGAAGUAGAGGCAUAUACUGAAACUGGCAAGCAUUUAUUUCAUGGAUUAAUUACAUUGCAAGUUGAUGAGCUUCAACCAAAACUCAAUGAACUUUGUCCUCAAAAAACAUUGACAUGCGAGGUGAAAUAUUCUGAGAAACCAAAACCCAGAUUUAAAUUGUUUCAAGAUACUAAAGAAAUUGAAACGCUUGAACCAGUAUAUGACAAUGCAACAUGGAAGGUGACAUUGCAAUUAAAAGUCCAUUCUGGAAAAUUCAGAUGUGAGAUUGAUGUUAAUUCUGAGAAGUAUCAUAUCGAGAAACAAAUAACAUGUUCAGGAGAAGAUUUACUUGAUUCAGGAACUAUGUUCAUUAUCCUGAUGAUUACGGGAAGUGUAGUCACAUCAAUCAUCUUUUUGGCUCUGAUUGUUUACUGCAUCAGAAGGAAGAAAGUAAAAAGAUGUGAAAGGGAAGCUGAGGAAUAUGCCCUGCAAAUCCAGAUUAAUAAUCACCUGCAAAAAAGGAAACUUCCUGAGGUUCCUGUUUCUUCUGGCUCUAAUCCAUCAUCUCAAAAAAACAACCCACCUCCUUCUCAACGGCAACAACAGAUUGGUCCCUCCAAAUCAUGCUCUCAUCCGAAACCACCCAGGCGCAUAAAACAAAGACCUUAAGUAUUUUUGUGUUGCAUACUUAUCUCAGAGGAAAUACUUUUGCUUUCCAUAUUAGCACUGCAGUGUCUGUAAACUUAUGGUUAGCCAAACUCUGAGCAGGCUUAAAGUGUGACUGUUGGCAAAUAGAUUAGAAACAAAACUAGAAAACCAGAAGAUUCAGAGUAACUUAUUAUUCCCACACAAAACUUCAUGACUAGGGAGGCUUUGGCUUGUUUUAAUGAUUGUAUGAUUGCUGUCGUUUUUAAGCAAUUUAAGUAUUUUCUUAUGUGACAUUGUUCUAUAUUUAUAUUUCCUAUACUAUAUAUUUGUAGUUUUGCACUAUAUUUUUGUAAUACAUAC